Siniperca chuatsi (mandarin fish) is the source of this 3549-nucleotide messenger RNA. RefSeq names its product DnaJ (Hsp40) homolog, subfamily C, member 27 (gene dnajc27). NCBI's taxonomy places the organism in Eukaryota, Metazoa, Chordata, Actinopteri, Centrarchiformes, Sinipercidae. Gene Ontology annotation, molecular function: GTP binding; GTPase activity. The transcript is spliced from 7 exons. Bases 355 to 1176 code for a protein of 273 amino acids. The record is from RefSeq and is a predicted model, not a curated record.
UCGUAAUUUACCUCUGUAGCGGCUAACUUGACUCCGGUUAGCAUCUUAUGCUAUGAGGCUAGCAGGCGAGCUGUGUCUCUGCUGUGUGUUGCGAUGGCAGCUGAACCAAAAACAUUAGCACUAACGCCAAAGUAAAACAAUGCAGUGUGAUUAAUUAAUCCGAUAAUAAUUCAGUUUAAGAGCCGUGCUAACUAUUAGCCAGUUUGCUAACGGCUAGGUAGCCCUGUUAGCCUCGCUGCCAACAGCAACAACAGUAACAGCUAGCAGCUAACAGCUAGCUGUCAACACUGAAUUCUUCCUCAUUAGCAUCCCGUAAAGUUUCACCGCAGAAACGUCAAUUUAAAAGAAAUCCAAAUGGAAACAAACGCACCGAAGCGAAGAGACAAUAAGAAGUCGCUGCGUGUGAAGGUAAUUAGCCUCGGAAAUGCCGAGGUCGGAAAGAGCUGCAUCAUCAAACGCUACUGUGAGAAGAGAUUUGUUCCCAAGUAUUUGGCCACUAUUGGCAUCGACUAUGGCGUCACCAAGGUGCAGGUUCGCGAUAGAGAAAUCAAAGUGAACAUCUUUGACAUGGCCGGUCAUCCUUUCUUCUAUGAAGUGCGUAACGAGUUCUACAAGGACAGCCAGGGCGUGCUGCUGGUGUAUGACGUCGGCCUCAGGGAGAGUUUCGACGCUCUCGACAGCUGGCUCGGGGAGAUGAAACAGGAAAUGGGCUCCCAGGCCAACAUGGACAGCAUCGUGUUCGUCGUCUGCGCCAACAAGGUGGACCUGGCGAAGCGGCGGGUGGUGGACGAGGGCGAGGGGCGUCUGUGGGCGGAGUCCAGAGGGUUCCAUUACUUCGAAACGUCAGCGCAGAGCGGAGAGGGCAUCAACGAGAUGUUUCAGGCGUUCUUCUCGUCCAUCACCGACAUGUGUGAGAACGGCGGGAAGCGUCCGGUGUCGGAGGUCAGCGUCGGUUUCACCAAAGAGCAGGCCGACACCAUCCGCCGCAUCCGAAACAGCAAGGACUCCUGGGAUAUGCUGGGCGUCAAACCUGGUGCCACGCGGGAGGAGGUGAACAAGGCGUACAGGAAGUUGGCGGUCCUGCUGCACCCGGACAAAUGCGUCGCCCCCGGCAGCGAAGACGCCUUCAAGGCCGUGGUGAACGCCCGCACUUCACUGCUGAAGAACAUUAAAUGACGCGCGUCGGAAACCUCCCGCAGGGACCGGACCUCUCGUCGCUCGGACUGAAGAAUCGCACACGAACAGUGUUUAUUUAUUUAGCGUAAAGGUCUUGUGUGCCAUGUUGCUUGCCAGAGUGCUGUAUGCCAACCUAACGUCUGGUUUAGGACCAGUUUUAACUCAUUUACUACAUUUUAUCUCUAAACUGGUGUGUGUGUGUGUGUGUGUGUGUGUGUGUUAAUGCGAGAGAGCGAGCGUAUGGAAGACGAUUAGGGCCAGAAACGUUUAGUUUUAAUAGAUUAAACAUGAUGGUUAUGAGAAACAAACGUUUAAAUUCUUUCAAAACGUCCAGAUUUUGUGUCGAAGUCGUAACUCAGAGGAUAAAUCAGACUUGCGACGUUAAAGUUGUCAUCAGUCGUUUUUAGAUGAAGUUUAAACGUCACAUGUCAGAAUUUUAGAAUAAGUCGUAACUCUAAGAGUAAAGUUUCUUAAUUCAAGUCAGAACUGAAAAACUGAGGGAAAAGGUUCAAAUUGAUUAAAGUAUUAAUAGAUAAAGCAGACUUCUGAGGGAAAACAGUAUUAAUCAUAAGAAAUUUGUUUUUCAAGUGUCCAAAUCUCGAGUUUUGAUUAAAGUCAAAAUUUUAAAUUAAUGUCGAAGGGAAAAAAGUUGCAAUUCACGCGGCCCUCGCCGUUUUCUGUGUCGAUGUACGGGUUUGAGUGUGUUUGUGCGUGUGCGUGAUGGCUGAGUUAACGUCAUUCGUUCUUCCCGCGGCAGAGCGGGAGGUCAAAGGUCGGUAAAACCCGUUCAGAUCGGCUUCUUGUUGAUAAAAAUAAACAACGAGCUGAGCAAACCUCCAGCUUUGAAUCCAGUCAGUGACGUUACAAAGUAGUGUAAUAAAAUUCGAUGUAUUUCAUUAAAAGUGACUUUUAAACUCACUUCUUUGACAACGUUUAGAGUAAUUAAUGUAAUUACAUGCUAACCUUGUGUGCAGAACAGCGCACGUCUCCACCUCCACAGUUUUUAUAGCCUUGUUGCCAAAUCAAUACAAGUCAAAGGUGUGAUGUAAUCUAAAUGCAUGUUUAAUAUUAAUAAUCUUUUAUACUUUCCAUGUGGCCAAACCUGCCAACUCCUCGUCCCAAACGUCCGUCCACAAACACUCUGUCCUCCGCUGAUGACAUCACCGGCCCCUGGUUGGUCGAUGCAGCUACGGCAUCAGAAAUGCCUAAACUAAACUAAAACCAAGAGAUCUGCUGUGAUUUGUUUUCUCAAAUGUCUUAUUUGUUUGGUCAAGUGACUAAUUUGAGCCCUAAAACUCCAUGUGAUCCACUACAUUUCUAAUUUGUUCCCUCAAAUGCCUAUUUUAAAUGGAAUUGUUCCCUUAAGUGACAAAUUUUUUCCCCUUAAAUUCCUUUCAUAGUUUGUUACCUUAAGUCUCUAACUUGUUCUUACGUUACUUUUCUUUUUCCUUAAUUGACUACUUUGUGCUCUCAAUCUGUCUAUUUAUUCCCUGAAACUUGUCAUUUGUUCCCUCAAAUUGCUAAUUUGUGCCAUGAAAAUCCUAUAUUUUUUCUCUCAAAAUUUUUUAUUUGUUCCCUUAAACUGCAAAACUGUUCCCUCACGUUGCUAAUUUGAUCACUUAAUUGGCAAAUUUUGUGCACUGAAAUUCCAAUUUUUUGUCAAAUUGAUAUUUUUUUUAACUUUAAAUGAAUAACUUGUUCCCUUAAGUGACUAAUAGUCAUGAGUAAUUUGUUCCCUGAAAUUGCUAUUUUUUCUUUUUAAUUAGUCAUUUGUUCCCCUAUUUGUGCCCUGAAAUUUGUUAAUUUGUUUCGUCACAUUUCUAUUUAACUUGUUCCCUUAAGUCACUCAUUUGUUCCAUCAAACUUCCAAACUGUUCCCCGUAAAUUCAAGUUGUUCCCUCAUAAUACAAAAUACUUAAUAUGUUCCCUGAAAUAACUAAAUUGUUUCCUUAUGUGACUAAUUUAACCGUCAAAAAGACAAUUUCUUUGCUUUUAAUUUCUAAUUUGUGUCCUUGUGUAUUUUGUUUUCCUCUCAGAUGUGUAAUUUGUUCCCUUAAGUGACUGAAGUCGUUCUUUUAAAAGAUAUUUCAUUUGUGCACUUUCGUCCCUUCGCCUCUUGUUUAAACAGCAGUUUCUCUUCGCACGAACAAGAACGUUUACAUGACGAUGGGAUGUCGAACUCAAACAAAGACACGUGUCCGUUUACAGAGUUCGCACCGUGUCCGUCCCAGGCGGCCAACAGGAAGUGCCAAAACCUGCAGUUCCCCGAGCGGCCACUUGAGGCUCCAAAGGCGAGUCAGUCCCGACAGAGCCCCGUGUUAAAUACUUUACAGCAGAAAUAAACGUGUUUACAGCCUGGUACAAAAAACGGUU